Molecule: messenger RNA, 885 nt
Organism: Benincasa hispida (wax gourd)
Lineage: Eukaryota; Viridiplantae; Streptophyta; Magnoliopsida; Cucurbitales; Cucurbitaceae
Product: Tetratricopeptide repeat (TPR)-like superfamily protein
Molecular function (GO): protein binding
Source: RefSeq, a predicted model, not a curated record
UGGGAAAGAGUUCUGCGUGUUCGCACUGAGGGUUGGAGACGACGAUGAAGCUCACGUGGAAGAACAAGGGCAAUACUAAGAAGCGAUCUCUUACAGCAAUUUCACGCCGUUCAAAUCUUCCUUUUGAGGUACCUGACGAGGUGGAGGAAGACGAUAGGGCUAAUCCCCAAGAUAAAGAAGUAAACGUUGAGGCGAUAGACCGGAGAGAGGAUGAAGCUUCAGACCGUUCGUUUUCAGACCUCAAACGUCUCGCUGAAUCAUUUCAGGCUCAAGGCGAUACGCUUGCCGAGGAUGGGAAAUUUCGGGAAGCUCUAGGAAAAUGGGAGACUGCUCUUACUUUGAUGCCUGAAAAUGCAGUUUUACAUGAACAAAAGGCACAAGUUCUACUGGAGGUUGGGGAAGCUUGGGGUGCUUUGAAGGCAGCAACCAGAGCUACUGACUUAGAUCCAUCAUGGGCUGAGGCGUGGAUCACUCUUGGUAGAGCACAGUUAAACUUUGGGGAACCUGAUAGUGCUAUAGAAAGCUUUGACAGAGCACUGGCCAUUAAGCCUGAUUCUGGAGAUGCCCGAGAUGAUCGACAAACUGCAAUGCAUCUUAUAAAGCGUCGAAAACAGCUCCAUUCAGCUGGGUUGAGCAGUUCUAAAAAUCGUUAUUUGGUGGGAGAUAAGUUGAACAAUGCUGAUGGUUCAUGAAGUGUAAUCUAAAAAAUAAUAGGAUGUAGUUUGUAAUUUAGGAUCUUAAUGCAUGGUUGAGCUUCCCCAUGACCAAAAGAAGCAUGUACCUGGGUUUGUUUAGUUUGCAUAUAACUAAGUCCUCUUUGUGUGUGUGUAUAUAUAUAUAUUUACUAAAUAUGAGGAAAAAAGAAAAUACAGGUACAAAGCUAAA